GUGUCGUCAACAACGUCAAAGGAAUUGAUGCUAUAAGCCCAUCUUCUAAAGAUGAGUUCACAGAGUUUGAAAAGUUGUUAAAAGACAAGAUAUCAUCUUUUGAGAGUUCCAUACACUAUUCCGGCUUCCUAGAGUCCUUGUUUCGAGAGCUCUGUCUCUCACUGGAGGUGGAGGACUUGAAAAGAGUCAGCAACUCCCUCACAGUCUUACUAAGUGAAAAACAGAAACAGGAAAAGCAGCUGAAUAAAGGAAAGAAGAAAAAGAAAGGCGUGGUUCCUGCCGGAGGGAUGAAGUCCAAGAUGAAGGAUGACCUAGCGGACUACGGCGAGUUCGAUGGAGGUUACGUACAAGACUACGAGGACUUCAUGUGACGUGACAUCAACCGAGUCCUGCGUCUCAAACGACACCCUGUUCCCUAUGUAGAACCCUUAUAUCGGGGAUAGGGUGGCAUUUAGUAGGCUGUCUGUCCCCAUUCCCCCUCCGCUCUGCUCCACCCAGCCCCCUCAAAGCAUGUC
Messenger RNA from Salvelinus sp. IW2-2015, 515 nucleotides. RefSeq names its product eukaryotic translation initiation factor 3 subunit J-A-like. Lineage: Eukaryota; Metazoa; Chordata; Actinopteri; Salmoniformes; Salmonidae. The record is from RefSeq and is a predicted model, not a curated record. Gene Ontology annotation, cellular component: eukaryotic translation initiation factor 3 complex; cytoplasm. Gene Ontology annotation, molecular function: translation initiation factor activity.